CGCGGCGGCGGCGGCGGCGGCGGCAGCGGCAGCGGCAGCAGCAGCGGCGGAUGCUCGGCGGCGCGGCGGCCGCUCCGCAGCCCAGGAGCCCCACGCAGGGGGGUAGCGAGGCGAUGAGCCGCCCGCCGGCGGCCGCCCGCGAGUGACGGCGGCGGGGCAAGGAGCGGCGGCGGCCAGGAGGAAGAGGAGGAGGAGGAGGAGGAGGAGGAGGGCAGCGAUCCCCGCCAGUGCCCGCGGGAGCCCGGGAGAGCCCCGGCCGAGGGCUUGGCCAUGCCCUUCGCCAAGCGGACCGUGGAGCCUCAGCGGCUGUGCCGGCGGCAGCCCGCCGCCUCUGUGCUGGAGGAGAGCUGGGGAGCGGAGCCGCCGCCGCGGGACCCGCCGCCGGAGGAGCCGGGGACGGCGGGCGAGGGCACCGAGGCGGCCGGCGGCGGGGAGAGGGAAGCGGCGGCGGUGCUGAUGGUGCUGGACCUCUGCUCGGUCAGCAACGUAGCGCUGUCGCGGAUCCUCCGACAGCUCUCCGACGUGGCCCGGCACGCCUGCACCCUUUUCCAGGAGGUCGAGGCUGACAUCCAGGGCACUCACCGCCGCGUACGGGCGCUGCACGGCCGCAUCGCCGGCCUCCAGGGAGCUGUGCGCGGCCUCGACCCCAAGCAGGAGGCAGUGCCUGUCUCCAACCUUGAUGCAGAGAGCAAACUGAGUGUCUAUUACCGAGCACCUUGGCAUCAGCAAAGAAAUAUCUUUCUCCCCUCCACCAGACCGCCUUGCGUGGAGGAGUUGCACCAUCACGCCAAGCAGCACCUGCGAGCCUUGCGCAGAGAACAUCGAAGCCGAGGUGAUAACAGAGAGCAAAAAGUCCAAGGCCCCAUUGCUGUGGUGGCUCCCCCCUUUCCUCCCUUCCCUGCAAUUUGCAGUCAAAAGAGGCAAGCAAUAAAGGACCGGCACUUGCUACCAUUUAACAGCACCCGUUCGCCCUCCCCAAUUGAGUGUUGCCACAUGACCCCCUGGAGUAGAAAGUCCCAUCCACCAGAGGACGAAGAUACAGAUGUCAUGUUAGGGCAGAGGCCGAAAAAUCCAAUACAUAAUAUCCCUUCUACACUGGAUAAACAAACCAAUUGGAGUAAAGCACUACCUCUCCCAACUCCAGAGGAGAAAAUGAAACAAGAUGCCCAAGUGAUUUCUUCUUGCAUUAUCCCCAUCAAUGUCACUGGAGUUGGUUUUGACAGAGAGGCUAGUAUACGCUGCUCUCUUGUUCAUUCACAAUCUGUACUACAGCGGAGACGAAAGUUGAGGAGGAGGAAAACCAUCUCUGGCAUCCCCAGAAGAGUGCAACAAGAAAUAGAUUCAGACGAGUCACCAGUGGCGAGAGAGCGCAAUGUGAUUGUGCACACAAACCCAGACUUCUCUGGCUCCAGCAACAGGAGGUCGGGGACCCGGGACUCGGAGUGCCAGACGGAAGAAAUCCUAAUAGCUGCUCCCUCACGGCGACGGAUCCGUGCCCAGAGGGGGCAGAGCGUUGUUGCCUCCCUCUCCCACUCUGCCGGCAACAUCUUGGUGCUGGCAGACAAUGGGGACGCCGUCUUCGCUGCCGCUGUAAGCAACCGCAUCCGCUCGCGGAGCCUUCCUCGCGAGGGAGCCCGGGCCAGUGAGGGCCAUCAGGAUGCCACUACCAAGAGUGGAGGGUAUGAAGCGGAGCACUUCCUAGCUGGUCAGGAGAGGAUCCCGAAAAAGGGAAAGGAGGUCUUGAUCAAGCAGGGUUCACAGGAAUGCCAGCCCAUUGGUUUAACUUGUCCUCAGCACCUGCACAGCCCCGAACACAGCAUCAGCGAGAGGGGGAGAUCGCGGCUGUCGAGGAUGGUCGAUUCAGGCAGCUGUGAGAUUUCGUCCAACUCAGACACCUUCGGGAGCCCAAUUCACUCCAUCUCCACAGCAGGAGUCCUGCUCAGCAGCCACAUGGACCAGAAAGAUGACCACCAGUCCUCCAGUGGCAACUGGAGUGGGAGCAGCUCAACAUGUCCCUCCCAGACAUCUGAAACCAUUCCUCCUGCUGCCUCUCCUCCGCUAACAGGCUCUUCGCACUGUGACUCUGAGCUGUCGCUCAACACCGCUCCCAAUGCCAACGAGGACUCCAGUGUCUUCACAGAGCAGUUUGGUGACCAUGCAGACAAGGUCAGGGGCCACAGGGCGAGCUCCUUCACCUCCACUGUGGCAGAUUUACUGGAUGACCCCAACAACAGCAACACGAGUGACAGUGAGUGGAACUACCUGCACCAUCACCACGACGCCUCCUGUCGCCAGGACUUCAGUCCUGAGCGUCCAAAGGCAGACAGCCUGGGAUGCCCCAGCUUCACCAGCAUGGCCACCUAUGACAGCUUCCUCGAAAAGACCCCCUCUGACAAGGCAGACACUAGCUCACACUUUUCUGUGGAUACUGAAGGAUACUAUACCUCCAUGCACUUUGACUGCGGUCUCAAGGGUAAUAAAAGCUAUAUUUGCAACUAUGCAGCCCCAGGCUCCGAGAGUGGCCAGACUGGGAGCAUGACUUCCAGCCUGGCUGACUGCACCUGGCAGGAGUGCAUGAGCCACAGGAGGCAGGGACGGCAGAGCAUCUCACUGAAGAAACCAAAGGCAAAGCCAGCCCCACCAAAACGCAGCUCGUCUUUGAGGAAAUCAGAGGGCAGCACCGACCUUUCUGACAAGAAAGAACCAAAGAUCGGUGGUGGACAGCAUGUCUCUCACACUGCCAGGGAGAUGAAGCUGCCCCUUGAAUUUUCAAACACACCUUCCCGAGUGGAAGGCCCCAACCUGCCAGCCAAGCAGGAGCUUCCCUGGGCAAACCAGGGUGAUGGCGGGUUAAAAGACGCUCCGUUUGACACCGCCGAUAUCCCCUCCUUUAAAGAUGAAGGUGCUGAACAACCUCACUAUGCAGACCUCUGGCUUCUGAACGACUUGAAAUCCAGUGAUCCUUACAGGUCCUUGUCCAAUUCAAGCACCGCUACGGGUACUACAGUCAUAGAGUGCAUCAAGUCACCAGAGAGCUCUGAAUCCCAGACAUCUCAGUCUGGGUCACGAGCUACUACCCCAUCCCUCCCCUCUGUUGAUAAUGAGUUUAAGCUGGCCUCUCCCGAGAAGCUGGCGGGGUUAGCCUCACCUUCCAGUGGGUACUCCAGCCAGUCGGAGACGCCCACCUCUUCUUUUCCAACAGCUUUCUUUUCGGGACCCUUGUCUCCAGGGGGGAGCAAGAGGAAACCAAAAGUACCAGAGAGGAAGUCAUCAUUGCAGCAGCCACUCUCAAAAGACAGCACUGCCUCGGUGAGCAAAGACCUUGAACUUCCAAUUAUACCUCCUACUCACCUCGACCUAAGUGCUCUUCACAAUGUCUUGAGCAAGCCCUUCGCUCACAGGCACCAGCUGCAUACCUUCAGCCACAGCAAGCAGAGCGCAGUCGGGGAAGCCCUGCAGCCCAGCCCUCCCUCCGCCCUCGCCAUCACACCCUCCGUUCUCAAGUCUGUCCACCUCCGGGCAGUCAACAAGCCUGAAGGAGUGAAACAUAAAGGCAGCACCCCAGACCUGCUGUGCAUACAGGAGACUGCCUUGACAGCGACUGAUGUUUCUCCAGGCAAAAUGAGGCCGCUCUUAGCUAAGAAACCAGUAGCGCGCCAGUACUCUACAGAUGAGGCCGUAAUGCUGUACAUUGACACCUCCCCGGCAGAAGCAGGCCCUGGAAAGCCACCUUUAGAGAAAAGCUCCUCUUUUGGCGGGCAGAAUAGCUCUGAGCAAGAAGCUGUAACUUCAGCAAGUGUGAGUCUGGUUGAAAUUGAACCUGGAAAGGACCAAACGCACCUGGAUGCUGAAUGCUUACCAGAAAGCUCUCUGAAUCAGACGUGUGCUAUCUCCGUGGAUGGGUUUCAGAAGGGCUCAGCUGUCCCCACAGGUGACGACGAAGCAAAGAAACCCAUCCAGGGACCAGAAACAGUGUGCGACCUUCAGCAAGUGCAGGCUCAUCAAGAGCUCUCCACAGGCAGCGAAGGGAGGCUGGAAGCUGGGCCUGUGGGUGAAAGCCCAGCUCAGGCUGAGGGACCAACCAUCAGCUAUCAGUUUAAGCACCAACCCGAUGUAAGCCACCAUGUGCCUGGGAAUAUCGGCUAUGAAGCAGAGAUGGCAGCAGUUAAUUCACUUGGUGAAGUGGGUUGCAAGCAGGAAAAUGGUAUCGCAUCAGGUAUCCCAACCAAAAGUGCCUCUGAUGACAGCAGGGCAGACGAGACAGUGGGCAGCACAGAUGAGCCUUCACUGAAAGAGUCUUCUCCAAGCGAUGAGUCCAUCAUGUCUCCACUGAGCGAGGAGUCACAGGCUGAUGCUGAGGAUGUCUUUGUGUCUCCAAACAAACCCCGCACUACCGAGGAUCUGUUUGCAGUCAUUCACAGAUCAAAAAGGAAAGUUCUUGGGAGAAAGGAUUCUGGAGACCUUUCUGUAAGAAACAGAUUGAGAGCUUCAUCUGGGACCAGCAGCCAGCCUCUCACCAGCAGCACGCUGCCCACCAGCAACAUGCCAUCAGCCGGCAGCAUGGGCACUCCCAUUAGCAGUCAGAGGUCACCCGGGCUCAUAUACAGGAAUGCCAAAAAGUCCAACACAUCCAAUGAGGAGUUUAAACUACUGCUCCUUAAAAAGGGCAGUAGAUCUGAUUCCAGCUACAGGAUGUCUGCCACGGAAAUUCUGAAGAGUCCUAUUUUGCCCAAGUCUCCCGGAGAGCUGAUGGCAGAUGCCCUUCAAAGCAUGGAAGAGUCUCCUCCUGUGACGAGCCCCGACACAUUGUCCCCGCUCUCCCCCUGCUCCCCCAGGGUUAACACGGAAGGAUUCUCCUCCAAGAACUUUCCCAUGUCGGCGUCGUCGAGAGUGGGGCGGUCGCGGGCGCCUCCAGCAGCCAGCAGCAGCCGGUACAGCGUGCGCUGCAGGCUGUACAACACACCCAUGCAGGCCAUCUCGGAGGGAGAGACGGAGAACUCAGAUGGCAGCCCCCAUGACGAUCGGUCUUCUCAGAGCUCAACAUAGGCUGUGUGGGUGCCAGGCUGCCAACACCACCUGGGCUCUGUAAGGAUGUCAACAUAAGAGGCCAAUGCUGUAGCAAUUCAAAAAAAAAAAAAAAAGAAGAAAAAGAAAAAAAAUUGCAGGGCAGUAUCAAUGCUCAGAUGUGUUUGCGUUUGUAAGACGCUGGGGAAAUGAGGACUACAGCUGUAGCUAUUUAUUACAUUACAUUUUCUAAAAGGAGGAAGAUAUGCUAUGUCUGUUCUGUUUUCUUUUGACUUCAUUUGGUUUAUCACACUCUCAUUUCCAUUGUCACUGUAGAUUUCAAGGCUAUACACUUUCCAUAGAGUUAAAGGUGACUUUGGGUGGUUUUUUUAUCCCAGAAGCUGCCCAUCAGAUACAAAUCCCUCACUGUAGUGCUUCCCUAGGGAGGAAAAAAAAAAAAAGAAAAUGCUCUUGAGAAUUGGUAUUUUUCUACACUAAAAUGAGCUGAAACAAAAUUUAGAAGAAACUAACAAAACAUAUGUAAAUACCAUAUUUUUGAUAAAAAUUUGUAAAUAUAAUUAUCAAAAAGUGGACGUGGCAAACAAUUCACUGCGUAACAACUUUGUUUAUAGAAGACAAAAGAAUUCAAAUGUAAUAACUGUAUUCUGUGAAUACCAUUUUCAUAUCAAACAUAAAAAAUCCACAUGGCCACCGAUAACCACUUUCCGUGUGACAGGCCUGAAGGAUGACAUUGAGCAGUGGAAAGGGGGAAUUCUCCACCUUAGCUAAGGAAACGGAAAGGCUGACUGUGAGGGAAUUAAAGUAACCAUUUGUCUUUCUAAGGCAGCUCCAUAGAAGCUAACUGGAAAGUGCAGCUGGGAAGGUUACCUUGAGGAUUGGUGGGGAAGACGAGUGGGUUUCUGACAGAACAAAGCUGUGUCUGAUGCAAAGUCCCAAAGGGUCCCAUCCCACAGCCUCCCCUGGGCCUUUAUUCUUGCAGGGAUCGCUUCGGAGAGGAUAGAUGUGAGAGAAAACAGUACUGAACUUUCAUAUUCCUAUUAGGCUAUUGGGAUACAUAACACAGUCAUAACCUGGUAACUAUAAUCUUUAAACACGAUUAGUUUCUGGUUCGUAAAGGAAACAAAUAAAUUGUAAGCAUGCAAGAAGCGCUUUUGAUUUAUCAGUAAAUAUCUGCAAUGAGUUUUCAGUGAAGCUUUCUCUUUGUGCUGAUGAGAUUCAUGCUACCUAAAUAUUUACGAAAAUGACACUGUGAAAAAGUAGCUGGGAAAUAGGUAUGUGUAUGCAUUAUUUAUAUUCAUUGCUGAGCUGGGAAGAGGAAAGCUGCGGUUCAUUGUGCCAGCCACACACAGUAAGGAUCUUGUCUGGGUUUACCAGAAGCACAGAACAGGGUGGGGGACUGGGGUGGGGUGGGAAAGGAGAUAAAUCAAAAAGUAGCUGCUUUGAUACAAAUGAAGGCAGGGAGAUAAAAGCUGAAUUACUUGAAGUUACUUGAAUAUUCUCAUCUUAAAACCACAAGAACCUGUGAGUCGCUUUAUACUUUUAAUUUUUAAAUAGAAUAAAACCAAUAGGCCUGAUCCUCCUUCGGGCCACUGCAAUUUCCAUUGAUGUAGCCCCGUCCAUGCUACUCAGAGGACAAGGCUCUCUUUAUCCAAAACUGAUGCAGUUUGUGUUGGUUGCCGUAGGAUAUGGUUUGGAAUAGAGGAAAGGCUAGUGCAGAGAAAAUAGUGCGAGGAGGAAUGAGGUGUGCAGUAGGACAGGUCAAAUAGGAUGGCAGAAAGAGCAUACUUUGGUACUAAAGAAAUCAGCUAAAAGCUGGCUUUAAGCAUAAGUAAAUAAUAGGGAAGCGGGAUGUGUGAAUUCGGUUUUUACUGAGUUUUCUUUUAAUCAUGUAAUACAUAAAGCUGAGAGUUUUUAAAAGCGGACAGAGCAUGUUUUAAAGAGGAAGGUUCUACCUAAAACUGUUACAAUUUUAAACAGUCAAAGCAAAUCAGAACAGUUUAACAAAUCUCAAAUUAUUCCCUAGAAGGUUCACAUUUGAUUUUGUCUAGUGCUUACCACAAGAUGUAUUAUUCAGGGUUUCCCACUGUCCUCCAGCAUAGCCUGGUUGCAUUCGUGUGGUGAGAUAGAGUCACUAUGCAUGUGGUAUGUGUGUUGGGAUGAGGGGUGGUCCAUCAGUUGAAGGGCUGCAAAAUCAUCUAAAAUAGUUUUUCAGAAGGUAAUGGGAGCAAGGUUUUGGAAACAGAAGGGUAAUCACAUUAGUAGCUUAGUUAAGAAGAUAAGUCUGAAUACAAGUGAAGUGAAUGAAUGAGAAUGUUUUAAGAGGAAAUGUUCAGCAUAUAACAAACCGCUUUCUGGAGAAUAUGAGUAAAGGAAGUUUAGAUACUGGGCAGAAAAUCCUUAGUUUGUCAUUUUCAGUCAUUUUCCAUUAAAAUUUUACCAGGAGCACUUUUAUAAUAUGUUUAAUAACCCUGAGUUAAACAGUCAUUCAAAACUGUAAAGAGAAUACAGCUACAUUGACUUUGAUGAUAUCACUUUUUUUAUCAAUCAAUAAUUUAAUAGAGAUCAAAAAUAGAUAUAUAUACACUUUUUUUUUACCAGAAUGGUGAGGCAAUAUUUCACAUACAAAAUGAACACAGAACAAUCCCAUUAAAAUAUAGUCUUCUUUUGCUUAAUUUCCUAGUUUAUAUUUAGCAGACUGAAACCCAAAUAGAGAGAUUCUAAAUCCGCUAAGAAGAAAGGAGUCAUAACAAACGUGGGAGUCAGAGGAAGACGAAUAGCAGGGAUCCCUGUAGCAUUGCAGGAAUGCCACUAAGGCACAGAGGACAAGCCAUAGAGCAAAGAGAACAUCACUCACCUCUUGAGACAGGGUACAGUACGAGCAUGAGGUAACUGCUGAACCGUCAUUUCAACCUACUGUUCUGUUGCUUGCACUGAUGUUAUGAAAAUGAUUUCUUAAGUUAUACAGCUGUGUUCUGAAAAAAAAACAUUUUCCCCUUUUCUCCUUUGUUCCUUUUGCUUUUCAUUUUGUUAUUGUUGUUGUGGCAGCAUAGAGGGCAUGGGAUAGUUGUAGCAAAUAAAGCAUAUGUUUGCUUUUGCCAAAGGUCAGUGAUUGAGUGCAUUUGCUGCAAUGGUGGCAGAUAGAGAAAUACUGUAGGUUAUGACUUAAAGAAUUAAAAAAAAAAUUAAGAAGGUUACAGUGUAACUAUUUUGGUACUAGCACCAGUUCAUGCUGGCAGAAAAGACAAUGGUUUAUGGACUUGCAUCCAUUUUGUAUUUUUGUAAUAUUUGUAAAUAUGAACUUUUUAAAUUGUUGCAAAUAUGGUUUCUUUUGUAAAAUGUUUUCAAAGUUUACAUUAAAUCCAAGCCUUUGUAUAUUUUAGAGCUGUGCAACACUUUAAGUCUUGUAUUUAUUUUUAGUAAAAACGGUGACAGUUUCAUUGUGAACCCCUCUCAAAAAAUGUGUUGGAAAAGUUUGAUUACCUAGAAAGUGUGUAUAGAAACUGCAAAUAAACGUGACUGCAAUUAAA
Messenger RNA from Neopelma chrysocephalum (saffron-crested tyrant-manakin), 8552 nucleotides. It is a transcript of the gene NHS, whose product is annotated as NHS actin remodeling regulator. Gene Ontology annotation, biological process: lens development in camera-type eye; cell differentiation. The record is from RefSeq and is a predicted model, not a curated record. The coding region runs from base 271 to 5046 and encodes 1591 amino acids. NCBI's taxonomy places the organism in Eukaryota, Metazoa, Chordata, Aves, Passeriformes, Pipridae. The transcript is spliced from 9 exons.